UCUUUUGAUACAUACUGAAUUCUGCCUUGCUGGCGCCUUGUAAUACAAACAAAUACCAGGCAAAUGCACCCUUUCCGCCUUCAGCCUCCGAUUCACUAGUAAUCUAUUACCACCCAUUACGGUAAUCCAGCUCUUUCACUGUCUCCGUCGACAUUGUGACUCUCUCUUUCUUCAACUCUCUGUCGGAUUCCUUCAUUUCUCAAAUAAGGUUGUUUUACCAUAUAAACGACAGAAACCCUCUAAAGAACCUCUAAAGAACCUCUAAAGAACAUACCUAUCAAAAUGACUACAUCCACCAUCACUCUCACCAGCUCCGACGGCGUUGAGAUCAGUGUCGAGCGCGAUGUUGCGGAGCGUUCCAUCCUCAUCAAGAACAUGCUCGAAGACUUGGGCGAGUCGGACGAAGCUAUCCCCAUUCCCAACGUCAACGAGGCAGUUCUGCGCAAGGUGAUCGAAUGGUGCACCCACCACAAGAGCGACCCUCCCAACACCGGUGACGAUGACGACUCCCGCCGCAAGACCACUGACAUCGACGAGUGGGACCAGAAGUUCAUGCAGGUCGACCAGGAGAUGCUUUUCGAGAUCAUCUUGGCCGCCAACUACCUCGAUAUUAAGGCAUUGCUGGACGUUGGCUGCAAGACCGUCGCCAACAUGAUCAAGGGCAAGUCGCCCGACGAGAUCCGCAAGACCUUCAACAUCCAGAACGACUUCACUCCCGAGGAAGAAGACCAGAUCCGUCGUGAGAACGAGUGGGCUGAAGACCGCUAAAUUUCUUUCAUCUGCGUGAUUAUUUGCUAUGAUAUCCUCUGGAAUAUUGCUAGGAGAACAAAUUUAAUGAUGAUGAAACGGGACUAGAUCCUUCAAUUACACGGCGUUAGGCUUUUUUCAGGUCAGCGGUUUUUCUUCUCUUUAGCUGGCUCUGUUUGCUCUUCAUUUCGGGCCCGGAUUUCAUAUUUCACUUGGAAUGGAUUCAGAUUGAUCUGCGAUAAGCCCAGUAAGACAUUCUGUCCACUUGCGUAGCUAGGUCGAGACACCUAUUGAACCUUGGUGCUUAUUCUACGAAGUACACAUGCAGAACAAUAUCACCGCGCAAUGUUCCCGUCAUGGACAUUUGAAUUUUUCAUGUCUCAGCUCGUGUACAUCAUACGUAGGACAUGCGAACAAGUCAAGAACCACCAGCAUAAAACUCAACCCCGGAC
This is a messenger RNA of Aspergillus glaucus CBS 516.65, 1199 nucleotides long. RefSeq names its product SCF ubiquitin ligase subunit skpA (gene skpA). Gene Ontology annotation, cellular component: nucleus; cytoplasm. Gene Ontology annotation, molecular function: cullin family protein binding. NCBI's taxonomy places the organism in Eukaryota, Fungi, Ascomycota, Eurotiomycetes, Eurotiales, Aspergillaceae. The record is from RefSeq and is a predicted model, not a curated record. The transcript has 6 exons. Bases 283 to 768 code for a protein of 161 amino acids. Gene Ontology annotation, biological process: mitotic cell cycle; SCF-dependent proteasomal ubiquitin-dependent protein catabolic process.